Messenger RNA from Pneumocystis murina B123, 1593 nucleotides. RefSeq lists its product as hypothetical. The transcript has 6 exons. Gene Ontology annotation, molecular function: histone deacetylase activity. Bases 451 to 1593 code for a protein of 380 amino acids. NCBI's taxonomy places the organism in Eukaryota, Fungi, Ascomycota, Pneumocystomycetes, Pneumocystales, Pneumocystaceae. The record is from RefSeq and is a predicted model, not a curated record.
AAAAAUUAAUAAAAAAAGAUUUUAAAUAGCCAUCCAUACUAUUAAGAUAUUCUAAGAGAACAAAAGCUGCAUCUUCCAUAUGUUUAUUUUUCUUAAUAUUAUAUUGAAAAAUGUUUUAGGAUUGAACGACCGAAAGACUUUUUAAUUCAUAUUAGAACUAUAAAAAGUUAAGAAAUAUAUAAAAUCUAUCAAAGCAUAUGUUAUAAACAUUAAUAAUAUAUAUAUUAAAUUAUUAAGUCAUUUAUAUUUUAAAAAAGUGUUGGAGUUAUGUUAAAUAAUACAGAAACGUUUUCAACAAAGUCUUUGGAAAAGCCUCAAAUUGUUUUUAAGACAGGCCGGCCAAAAUUGAGGGGUAUAUAUACAUUAAAUUUGCUUAAAGGAUAACAAAAAAUAGUAUCAUAUCAUCAUGAAGAAGAAGUAGGGAAUUUUCAUUUUGGAGAAGGUCAUCCAAUGAAACCCCAUCGGCUUACUUUAACAAAUCAUCUUGUUCUUGGUUAUGGUUUGCAUAAGUAUAUGAACAUUUAUCGUCCACGAAGAGCUACUGAUGAAGAAUUGGAACAAUUUCAUUCUUCUGAAUACAUUGAUUUUUUAAAAAGAGUAACACCAGAAAAUGCAUCAUCUUUUUCAGAUAUUUCUAUGAAAUUUAAUAUGGGCCAAGAUUGUCCUAUUUUUGAUGGAGUUUAUGAUUUUUGUAGUAUUUAUGCAGGUGCAAGCUUAGACGCUGCACGGAAAUUAAAUCAAAAUCAAACAGAUAUAGCAAUUAAUUGGAGUGGAGGUUUACAUCAUGCGAAAAAAUUUGAAGCUAGUGGAUUUUGCUAUGUAAAUGAUAUUGUUUUGGCGAUUUUGUCUUUAUUAAGAUAUCAUCCUCGAGUAUUAUAUAUUGAUAUUGAUAUUCAUCAUGGAGAUGGUGUGCAAGAAGCGUUCUAUUUGACCGAUAGAGUUAUGACAGUAUCUUUUCAUAAAUAUAAUGCAAACCUUGUAUCACCGGAUAAAAGCUUUUUUCCUGGAACAGGAUAUUAUAAUGAAAUAGGUUCAGGAAAGGGCAAAUAUUAUUCACUUAAUAUACCACUAAAAGAUGGGAUUGAUGAUCAAAGCUAUGUAAUGCUUUUUCGUGCUAUACUGGAGCCAGUAAUAAAUUCGUAUAGACCAACAGCGGUUGUCUUACAGUGCGGAGCAGACUCUUUAGGAUGCGAUCGUUUAGGCCAAUUUAAUUUAAGUAUUAGAGGACACGGGCAAUGUCUAGAAUUCAUUAAAUCAUUCGGUUUACCUUUGCUCGUAUUAGGCGGUGGUGGAUAUACAGUACGGAACGUUGCACGAUGUUGGGCUUAUGAAACAGGAAUUUGUCUAGAUGCAGAACUUCCGGAUACGCUACCAUCUGAAACUCCAUACAUUGAUUAUUUUGCACCUGAUUAUACACUUCAUCCUAAAAUUACUAGUCGUGUUGAAAACAAAAACAAUCGCAAAUAUCUAGAAAAUUUACGAAUGCAUACAAUUGAGCAGCUUCGUUAUCUUAACAGCGCGCCUUCAGUUAUGAUGCAAGAAAUUCCUAAUUCACUGCUCACUGAAGAUGGCGAUAUUAACACUAAUCAUUAA